Messenger RNA from Torulaspora delbrueckii, 1116 nucleotides. RefSeq names its product FAD-dependent oxidoreductase. The transcript has a single exon. Lineage: Eukaryota; Fungi; Ascomycota; Saccharomycetes; Saccharomycetales; Saccharomycetaceae. Gene Ontology annotation, molecular function: FAD binding; D-amino-acid oxidase activity. Bases 1 to 1116 code for a protein of 371 amino acids. The record is from RefSeq and is a predicted model, not a curated record.
AUGUCUGAUCAUGUUGUUAUUGCUGGAGCCGGUGUUAUUGGCUUGACUAUUGCCUGUCAAUUGCUGCUCGAGAUCCAGGAGAAGUCAAAACCGCGGUUGCAAAGCUUGACUAUUAUGGCCCGCAAUUUCCCCAACGACCAGCCAUUGACCCAUGAGUAUACUUCACCUUGGGCUGGUGCACAUUUCAGGCCGUUCCCACACAGGCCAGAGAGCUACGAAAGCGAUUUGAGGGAAUCCGGCUAUACAAGAGUCACGUACAAGUUCUUCCAGGAGUACGCCAAACAGCACCCAGAAUCAACAAUCGAGUUUAUGAAGGGCUACGAUUGGCUUCAGGAACCUACUGCUGAGUAUCUGAACCUUGGACCGGGCUACACUAGAGAAUCACUCAAAAAUUUCGUGUACCCAAGCAAGGAACCGCUCCCCGAAGGCCUCAAAUACGUAGCUGAGUACAUUACUUGGUGCUUGAAUGCACCAGAGUACUUAAAGUUUCUGCAGACCCAAGUCGAGCAACUUUCAUUAAGAUUAGAUAUCCCGCUUGAGUUUUCGAGACUGACUCUGACCUCUUUAAAAGACGCCAAGAAGUGGUUCCCCAAAACGAACGUGUUAUUCAAUGCAACAGGUACUGGUUUGAGCUACUCGGGCGGUUACGACCCACUUUCCGUCCCUAUUAGAGGUCAAACUGUUCUCUUGAAUGUGCCAAAUCCCAAAACCAUACGUUACGCCAACGCAACUAUCACUCACCAGGGCAAGGACGGAUUAUGGACCUUCGUGAUCAAGAGACCAGCAAUCAAUGGUGACCCACAGUACAUCCUCGGGGGUACCAAGCAACCGGGCGACGAUCUAAUCAUUCCUAGAGAGUCAGACACCCAAGCACUUCUUGCUCGAGCACGUAAGCUAUUCCCAGACCUCAUGUUCCCAGACAAGACCUUCGACGUCGUUAGAACCAACGUCGGAUUCAGACCAGCAAGAACAGGCGGAAGCAGAGUCGAAUUAGAGACAUGUCCGGAUCUAAAAAUCGUACACGCCUACGGCUUUGGAGGUAUGGGCUACGAAGUAUCCGUUGGUGCCGCUAAGCAUGCCAUUGAGCUCUACAGAUUCAGGCCUAGCAAGCUGUAG